Molecule: messenger RNA, 371 nt
Organism: Mycotypha africana
Lineage: Eukaryota; Fungi; Mucoromycota; Mucoromycetes; Mucorales; Mycotyphaceae
Exons: 1
Coding region: 6-338 (110 amino acids)
Source: RefSeq, a predicted model, not a curated record
CCACGAUGUUGAAAAGAAGAAAAAACGGCAUUUCCCUGCAUGGUCUGUAUUCAACAUGUGUGUGUUCUUAUCCUUUAUAUAAAUACAUACAUAUAUACAUAUAUAUAUACAUAUAUAUGUAUGUAUGUAUGUGUAUGUGUAUGUGUGCUUACAGAUCUCAUGUUCUCCCCGUUCCUUCUUUAAGGUCAUCGAGACCUCAGUUCUGGAAUGAUAUUCUAGGUCUUCUUUCUCCCCUUCCAACCACGUACUCCUCUUUUUUUUGGCGGUACAUUUUAUUAAAAAUUACAUUUGUGUCACUUGAACUUGAGGAAAAGGAGCGACGCGAACCUAUUACGUGAUCGCACGCGCCCAUGUGUGCUUCUUGUUGAGCA